Molecule: messenger RNA, 1371 nt
Organism: Kwoniella botswanensis
Lineage: Eukaryota; Fungi; Basidiomycota; Tremellomycetes; Tremellales; Cryptococcaceae
Product: nuclear distribution protein PAC1
Exons: 9
Coding region: 1-1371 (456 amino acids)
Biological process (GO): transcription initiation at RNA polymerase II promoter
Cellular component (GO): transcription factor TFIID complex
Molecular function (GO): protein binding; RNA polymerase II general transcription initiation factor activity
Source: RefSeq, a predicted model, not a curated record
AUGUCGAGCCUCCUCUCUGAACGACAGAAAGAUGAACUACACAAAUCAAUGUUGUCUUACCUCCAUUCAGCAGGUCUACACGAUUCCUACGAGGCUUUAAAGAGAGAGACAGACAAUGGAGAUUUCCAAGUGGAUGAUCCGAAAGCUAGAUGGGUGGGAUUGUUGGAGAAGAAAUGGACUAGUGUGAUAAGGUUACAGAAGAAGAUAAUGGACCUAGAAUCACGCAACGCCACACUCCUAGCAGAACUCGCUUCACCCCAUCGAGCAUCCUCCUCAUCCUCAUCUGCCUCAACACCCUUCAUACCCCGCGCACCAGCCAGACAUACCCUCACAUCGCAUCGAGCCCCAAUAACCAAAGUAGCCUUUCAUCCUACAUGGACUGUGCUGGCUAGUGCGAGUGAAGAUUCGACAGUGAAAAUUUGGGAUUGGGAGUCAGGGGAGAUGGAAAGGACUUUGAAAGGGCAUACGAAGAGUGUGGGGGAUGUGGAUUUCGAUCCGAAGGGCGGGUUGAUGGUGACAUGCUCCUCCGACCUGACGAUAAAAGUAUGGGACACCUCAAACGAGUACACAAAUGUAAAGACAUUACAUGGACACGACCAUUCCGUGUCGAGCGUACGGUUCACACCUGAUGGGGAGAAGUUGGUAUCGGCAAGUAGGGAUAAGACUAUAAAAGUCUGGGAGGUUGCUAGUGGGUACUGCGUAAAGACCUUCACAGGCCAUUCGGAAUGGGUCAGAGGAGUCGUGCCGUCAGAUGAUGGGAAAUGGUUAGUGAGCUGUUCAAAUGAUCAGACAUCACGCAUAUGGGAUCUCUCAAAUGGAGAAACCAAAAUGGAACUGAGAGGACAUGAACAUGUGUUGGAAUGUGCGAUAUUCGCUCCUGUCAAUUGUUAUCCUGCGAUAAGGGAAUUAGCAGGUUUGGCGAACCCACCAGCUGGAGAUAGUCGGGCGAAGUCGCCUGGUGCAUUUGUAGCUACUGGAUCGAGAGAUAAGAGUAUAAAGUUGUGGGACGCUAUCUCGGGUCAAUGUCUACGGACGUUUGUCGGCCACGAUAAUUGGAUACGAGCCUUGGUAUUCCACCCCUCAGGGAAAUACUUGUUGUCUGCAUCAGACGAUAAGACCAUCAAAAUAUGGGAUCUAGCCAAUGGACGAUGCACCAAGACGAUAGAUGCUCAUGGUCAUUUUGUCACUUCGAUGUCGUGGGGAAGAGCUUUGAUAGGUGGUAAUUCGACAAAUAGCGAAUCUGUCGUCAAUGGCGAUUCGCUAUCAGGUGGGAAGAAGAAGGAAGAGGAAGGUAGUGGGAGUGGACCAAGGAGGAUCAAUGUCUUGGCUACGGGUAGUGUGGAUCAGACUGUCAAAAUAUGGACACCAUAA